AUGAGCAUGACGGUCCCCCGCAUCUCGUGGGGGUGCCGGUAUGCGGAGCACCUGUCCAUGCAGCACGACGGUUUGUGCCAGUGCCAGGAAAGACUGGCGUCGGCAUGCUAUGGGCUAUUUGCAACCCUCUCAGGAGACAAUGCGCCGUUUGCCUUUCUGCUCAGCCGGUUGGGCCUCAACCCAGAGCCCCUGGCUCCAGGGUAUGCCCCAUCACAUGUCCGCCUUGUGUCCGCGUGA
Molecule: messenger RNA, 237 nt
Organism: Pyrenophora tritici-repentis Pt-1C-BFP
Lineage: Eukaryota; Fungi; Ascomycota; Dothideomycetes; Pleosporales; Pleosporaceae
Source: RefSeq, a predicted model, not a curated record